GGGGCAGGGGACUGAGGGUGCCGGCAGGAUGUGACAGAUGCCACUGGUGGGGAAACGAGCCAGCUUCUGUGGUGACACACGGGCCAAGACUGUGAUCUUCCCAUGGGCUGACUUAGUCUCCGAGUUGUAGCAGAUCUCCAGGCGGAGAGCCACUGCCCCUUUUACGAUGAGUCCUUACAGGGAACUCUCUCACUGUAGGGUUUGACAGGCUUGGGUAUGAACUGAUUCUUUUCAUUUCUUCAGCUGCUUUUGCACAUAUUUGAAUGAGAAGUCACUCCAACUGAUGGACAAAUGUAAACAUCUGCAGCAUGGUGUUAAGACUUUAUCCAACAAAACUAAAGGAUAUUCGGAGAGUGAGUACCUUCAGAUGAUCACAAGCAUACAAAGCUGCCCAUGGAGACGACAAGCAGAAGAAUUUGAGAACUUCAGAGCAAAACUUGCUUCCUGUUGUGACGCUGUUCAAAACUUCGUGGUUUCUCAAAAUAACACUCCAGUUGGAACUAACAUGAGUUAUGAGGUGGAAAGUAAAAAAGAAAUCCCAAUUAGAGAGAGCAUUUUUCAUAUGUUUCCAGUGUCCCAGCCUUUUGUGGAAUACCCUUAUAAUCAGUGUGCCGUGGUUGGAAAUGGAGGAAUUCUGAAUGAGUCUCUCUGCGGAGCUGAAAUAGAUAAAUCUGAUUUUGUUUUUAGGUGUAACCUCCCUCCAACCACAGGAAACAUUAGCAAAGAUGUUGGCAGUAAAACAAAUCUUGUGACUAUAAACCCCAGUAUCAUAACACUAAAAUACAGAAACUUAAAGGAGAAGAAAGCAUUAUUUCUAGAGGACAUUGCGACCUACGGAGAUGCCUUCCUUCUUCUGCCUGCCUUUUCCUUCCGAGCCAACACUGGCGCCUCUUUUAAAGUGUACUACACACUCAAAGAAUCGAAAGCAAGGCAAAAAGUUCUCUUUUUCCAUCCCAAGUACCUGAAGCAUCUUGCCCUCUUCUGGAAAACGAAAGGGGUGACCGCCUACCGCUUGUCCACCGGCUUGAUGAUCACAAGCAUUGCGGUGGAGCUGUGUGAAAACGUGAAGCUCUAUGGCUUUUGGCCCUUCUCCCAAACCGUAGAUCACACACCCGUCAGCCAUCACUACUAUGACAACAGGUUACCUAAACGUGGUUUCCACCAGAUGCCCAAAGAAUAUAGCCAGAUCCUCCAACUUCAUGUGAAAGGAAUCCUCAAGCUACAAUUUAGCAAAUGUGAAGUAGCAUAAACAAAGUUUCUUACAAGUUAGCAUAAUUUUCAUAUAAUGCAAUAGGUGAGCAAUGUUUUCAAACACUAAGAAGAGGUGGUUAAUGGGUAUUACACGAAGAGCUCCAAAACUUGAUUUGACCAAAGCUGUCUUUGACUAACUUUAUAGCCUCCACGUGUCAAAUCAGUUGUUCCAGCCUUCAGUUUCCUUUUCUUUGUAAAAGAAGGAUCAUGAUACUGACUCACAGAAGUAAAAAAAGAAUAAUUUAUGAAAACUCCUGGCAUAGCGUUUGGUGUGAUUUAGGGCGUCAAUAAAUAUUUCCUUGUUAAUAUUAAAAACAGCCAUUUCCAGAAGAUAGAAGGCAUGUUAUCUUGGAGAGCCUUUCUUAAGAGAAGAGCUGAAUUGCCGUAUUUAUUGCAUCUCCUCUCAUAAGCUUUGCUUUAUUAAUAUCCUUCCCAUUUUUCUUUUGUACAAGAAAAUUGCAUAGUUAAACAAGAAAUCUUUUAUUAUUCAGGAAUGAAAGUCCUCUUCGUACGGCAGUGUCCCUGCUUCUGAUUAAAUUCGCUGUAAUAUUAGCUUCACUGAUGUGUUGGAUAGAUUUGGGCCAUUUCUCUUCCUCUGUUAUCUACAUCUGAAAUCACUCUCUGAUUUUAUAUUUUCUUCCUGUCUCAUUCUUUGGCCUUUUUUCUCCACUGACAGAAUCUACUUCAAGGACAUGAAGUUCCAAUACCCCUGCUUUUUCACUUUCUGUGUAGUCUGCAGAGUCACUUGUUCAAUGUAAUUUAAAAAAAAAAUUGAACAGCUGCUUUGUUCAAAGCCCUGUACCAGGCUCUGUGAGAGGGCCAGAAAGUCUCCCUUUAGCGAGAAGAAACACAUAUGCAUGUCAUUCAUGAUAUGGGAUGGCAAGUGUUAUAACAAUUGUGAAAAAAAGUGCUAGAGAGAUCACAGACAGGGAUAACUAAAUCUCUUUCAGUGCACUCUAUUUCAAUGUAUCUGUUUCAGAAGAGAGGUCAUUUUAGAAUUAAAACCAGAAAAUGAGUUGUUUUUUUGUUUUUGUUUUUGUUUUUUUUUUAAUGAAGGUAAUUCUAGGGAGAGGGAAUAUGAUAGGAGAAAAAGCUGUUCCCUUGAUUCUGAUCCAUCAAAAUGUGAAUAUUUGAACAUAGACUUGGUUUUUACCCCAAAAUUGUCACGUGAGAAUGGGAACAGUGCAUGGGGAGGGUGGCGUGGACUCACAUCUCUACAAUAGAGACAAUUCAGACAUGACUGAUUUAAUAGAAGGGUUUAAGGGGAAAAACACUGAGAAACUUAAUUCCCCCCAGGAAAGAUACAGGCUUACGUGAAAAAUAAGACUAAUAGCUUAGGCACUGGUAUAAAUUAAAACCUGAGUAGAUAUGAAAUAUUAGCAUUUGUAUGCCACUCCUUUAGGUUCUGACGACACCCACUCAUAUGUUAUCCUUGCAUCUGCUGAACAAAUUAUCUGACUUACAUGUAUAGCCAUGUAUGUCCUUUUCUGCUCUCAUCAUUGAACCUUUGUACAGACUGGAAAUCAGAAUGUAGCAGGUCAGCGUGUCAGAAUCAUUUAUAAUUUUUAAAUUAUUUAUCUGAGCCAGAGUAUUGUUUUACUAAACACCCACUUUUAAGAACACUGUGCUAUAAAUUGUUCAUUUUAUAAAAAUGCAUCUCUACUUUGCACUUGACAUAUGUGAGAUGAUUUGGGUUCAUAUUUUCAUAGCAUAAUAAACUUACUAGCUUUAUAAAUUGGUUAAAGUUCCUCUAUGAAUAUUUUCCAAAAGGAACAUGCUUUUUGUUAUAUAAAGUCUAAUUUAUUUAUUACCUUUCUUUUUUGGUGAAUGGAUGGCUUUUUUCUCUUGCUUCUAAUGGAUUUAAUUAGUUUUGAGUAAUAUGUUGGCGGCAUUGGUAAUGUUUGGAUUCUUAAAAGUAGAUGAGAACACCUGAGUAUUUUAGUUAGUAAAAUGAUUUUUUUCAAAAUGCCCAUGGCAGGUGAAGCAAAUGAUUUCUUUU
Molecule: messenger RNA, 3250 nt
Organism: Fukomys damarensis (Damara mole-rat)
Lineage: Eukaryota; Metazoa; Chordata; Mammalia; Rodentia; Bathyergidae
Gene: St8sia6
Product: ST8 alpha-N-acetyl-neuraminide alpha-2,8-sialyltransferase 6
Exons: 7
Coding region: 284-1249 (321 amino acids)
Biological process (GO): N-glycan processing; oligosaccharide metabolic process
Molecular function (GO): alpha-N-acetylneuraminate alpha-2,8-sialyltransferase activity
Source: RefSeq, a predicted model, not a curated record